Molecule: messenger RNA, 3387 nt
Organism: Trichomonas vaginalis G3
Lineage: Eukaryota; Parabasalia; Trichomonadida; Trichomonadidae
Product: nuclear chaperone required for maturation and nuclear export of pre-60s ribosome subunits
Exons: 1
Coding region: 1-3387 (1128 amino acids)
Biological process (GO): ribosomal large subunit assembly; rRNA processing
Cellular component (GO): preribosome, large subunit precursor
Molecular function (GO): ATP binding; ATP hydrolysis activity
Source: RefSeq, a predicted model, not a curated record
AUGCACUUCUUUAUGGAGAAUUAUCAGCCAAUUCUCAUUGUUGGCCCAGAAGGAUCAGGAAAGACUCAAAUUGCAAAAUGGGCGUCUCAAUUGUUUUCUAAAAGUGGUUAUCUCUUCAUGGUAUGUCACCCAGAGAUGACUACAUCAGAUUUAAUUGGAAGCUACACGCCAUCUUCCGAUAUUAACCGAGUCCCAGAUUGGAUUGAGGGUUCAAUAGUCGAAGCAGCCAGAAAAGGCAAGGUUCUUAUCAUAGAUCAACUCGAAGGUGUGGCUCCUCAAGUCAUUGAGAGAAUCAACCCAAUUCUCGAUGCUUAUUCAAAUAUCUUAUUAAAUAAGAAGACAAAUUCUGGAAAACCAACAUCCUUUUUUAUAUCAGAACUCUACUCUGAUGAUAAUAGUGUAGAUAUAAAUGAGAAUUUCGCCGUCAUUGCCACCAUUUCGAAGAACCAAUUAAAGAAUUUAUCUCCUGCACUGAAGAAUCGUUUCACAAUCAUUGAAAUUGAGUCCCAAAUUGAUGAAUCGAAAGUUCAGGAACAAAUUCCUCAGCUUAUUGACUCAUUAUUAGGUUCAAAACAGGAAAAUAAGAUUUCAAUUUCACAAGAAAUCAUCAAUGAGAUCAUAAAGCAUGGUGAAAUGCAUAAUUUAUCCAUAAUAUCUAAGAUUGUCAAUGGAUUACGUAUGAUUUGCACCAAAUAUCCCCAAAUCACUGAUCAAAAAUUAAUUUUUGAUGCUUUGAAAGAGAUAUACAUCGACCAUACAACUCCACAAUUAAAUGAAGAGCUCAAGCAAAUCCUUCUUAGCACUAUAACAGGCGAAACAAAAGGUUUCUACUAUAAGAAUUCUCCUGAACUAGAAAACAUCGUAUCAUUGAUUAUUUUGAUGCAAAACAUUGGCCAACCAAUCAUCCUUCAGAGUGGAACAGGCUUUGGAAAGACAUCAGCAGCUGUUGCACUUGCUCAAGGAUUAAAUUUCAACACAUAUAAAGUCUCUUUCAAUGCAGAAACAAAAUUGACAGAUUUAAUCGGAAAUAUCACAAUUACUCGCGGUGCAAGUGAUAAUUCCAAGGGCCAAUUACUUAAAGCAAUCAAAGAAGGAGGUUUCUUCAUUGCUGAUGAAGCAAAUCUUGCUGAAAAUUCCGUUCUUCAGUCACUUGUCAUUGCUUUAGAACAAAAACCAGGAGAAGAAAUAGAAAUUCCUUCUGUUGGAACAACAAAAGUCCAUGAAAACUACUUCUUCAUCGCUUGCCAGAAUGACAACACAAUGAUUGGUCGAAAACCAUUACCACAGGUACUUCUUAAGCGUGCUGUUUGUUUUGAUUAUCCAUUCCCUGUCAAUUCUAUCAUCAAUGUCAUCAAAGAAAUCACUGCAGAAAACGAAUUGGAAAAAAUCAUUUCGGCAGACCUUACUCAGUUCAACGAGAAUUUGAAAGACUUUGUCAUCAAAAUGUAUGAUGAAUCCCAGCAAAAUGACAAGAUCCGUUCAUGGUCAUUCAGAGAAGUCAGAAGAUUUUGUUUAAGAAUUAAAUACUCAGAUAAAAUUGAAAUUCGUAACGAACAGAACGAAUGGAAGAUUUUAUCUCCUGAACAAUUAGUAACUUAUCAUGCAUUGUUUAUGGCAUAUAUGAUGUGCUCUGAUCCACAAAAUUCAACGCAAACAAUCGCCACCAUUGUUGGAAGUUCAUUUGGCUAUCCAAACACAGAAGAUUUAGUUAGAGUUUUAUCAACACCUGCAUUUCCAGAAAUUAAUUAUAUUGUUAAAGAUAUACUCAAAAUCAAAUCUAUUGUUAAUUACCAAAGCUCCAAGAAAGUUUCCAAAUCAAUUUCAUCCUUUUGGGAUGCUGCUUUUUUGGCAUCAUUAAUUCCUCAAAAUGAACCAAUACUUAUUGUUGGAGAAUCAUCAUUCAAGACAUUUUUGGCCAAUUCUAUUGUUAUCGAUCCAAGCCAAGUAACAUUAGGAAGUGAAACAACAACAGCUUCUUUAAUUGGCCAAGUUUCAUAUGUAAGACAGAAUACAUAUGACAGAAUAAUGCUUGAUUUACUUCACACAAUAAUGAUUUCAGAUCAUUCUCUUUACGUUAAAUUCAAGAAUUUCAAGAAGAAUUUCGUAAGAGAUGCAGCACAUUUAGAAGAAUUACAAGAGUUCAUAAAACAGCUUGACGUUCCUUUCCUCAAGAAAUCGAUAGAACACAUCAUGCAGCAAUUCAUUGCCAUUGAACCAUCUCAAGUUGAUUCAGUCAUGAAUAAUUAUACAACAGUCUUCAAACCAGGAUUAAUUACUCAUUAUCUUUAUAGACAAUCUCCUAUAAUCAUUAAGAACUUUGCCAAACCACCAACAUCUGUCAUUGAAAGAUUCAAUGAAUUACUUUCAAUCGAGCCAGAAUUAACAUUAACUGAAGAUUACACAAAUACAAUUACUCCACAAAAUGAUAAGCUUAUUAAGAUAAGUAGUGAUAUGAAAACAAAGUUUAGAAUAAUUGCUUUGUUCUCUUUAGAAGACAUCAACAAGAUUUCUAAGGCAAUAAAAUCAAGAUUCAACAUCAUUAAUGUCAAGAAAUACACUAACAAAGAAGUACAAGAAAUCACAGGAUUCUCUGAUAGUUAUAUUGAGAAAUUUGAUUUCCACAAAUUGAUUCUAAUGAAAUCAAUCAUUGAAAAAAUCAAAACAAUCCACAGUAGGGAUCGCAACGCUUCAGAAGAAAUUCCAAGAGAGAUAUUGGAAGAACAAGCAGCAAGAAUUGUAGGUAAAGAAGAUCCUGAACGUCAAAACAACAUAACACCUUUGAAACUAGAAAAUGGUAUCUUGAAAUCCGAUAAUGAUUAUAUCCUUUCAUUUUCUUCAUCUGAUCCGAUGGAAAAAAACAUUGUUUUCACUAAAACAACUCAAACAAUGUGUGACAGAAUCUUCUCUGCUUUGUCGCUCGAUAUUCCAAUCAUUAUUCGUGGACCAUCAGGAACUGGUAAGUCAUUAGUUGCUGAUUAUGUUGCAAAUUUGAUGCAGGAUUUCGCUAAUGAUAAAAACGUUGUCAGAAUCCAAUUAUCUGGAUCAACAACAGUCGAAGAUUUGUUUGGAAGAUAUUCAAUUAAAAAUGAUAAUGAAAGCAAUACUUUCGAUUACAUUCCGACAAAACUUUUCAAUGCUGUCAGUGAAAAAUCACAAGUUAAAUCAUUAAUCAUCAUUGAAGAAUUGAAUCUCGCAUCACCAAGCCUAGUUGAUGCUUUAACAUGUUUAUUUGACAAUAAUCCAGAAUCAAUGAUUAUGAAGACAAAUGGUGAAACAGAGAAGAAAGGAAGAUUUUCCAUUAUUGGUAUUGCUUCAGGAAAAGUUCCACAAUCACUUAAGAAAUCAUCAUCUACUUCAAGCGAGAUCAAUACGAUCAAAAUGAAAUGA